Molecule: messenger RNA, 4583 nt
Organism: Onychostoma macrolepis
Lineage: Eukaryota; Metazoa; Chordata; Actinopteri; Cypriniformes; Cyprinidae
Product: hormonally up-regulated neu tumor-associated kinase homolog A
Exons: 12
Coding region: 941-3160 (739 amino acids)
Biological process (GO): intracellular signal transduction; protein phosphorylation
Cellular component (GO): cytoplasm
Molecular function (GO): ATP binding; protein serine/threonine kinase activity
Source: RefSeq, a predicted model, not a curated record
UUUCGUCUCCCAGGUGUGAAGCAUCCAUAAAAAUGAACUGCGCGCUUAUUGCACAGAUGAGACUGCACUCAAGUGUAAAAUGCGUUUGUUUACUAAUCCUCGCUCUGUAACCUCUGGCAUCACUGGACUCAAACCAUGUCGGCUGGUUAAACUUUAGAGUCGGAAUUGCUGUGUCUGGGCACCAUAUUGUUAACAGUUAUUUUGCUAGUGCUAAUGGCCGCGUGGCAGCCAGCCAAGGGCUUUAUAGCGGAAGUGGCAGCGCGAGGAACGCGGGUGUAUGGGAGGAAGAAAAAACUAUUAAGAAAAAAAUCCCUUUGAAAGAAAGGCGAGAGAGACCCCAUUGCGGCGGGCGCGACCCAAGGCUGCCAAAUCCAGAGCUCCCUGCAGCCCGGGUCACUGUCCAACUAUUCAUGACAACUCGGUAUACUGGCCUCUGUUUUCACUCUGGGAUUUGCAAAGGAAGGAAAAGUGUGAGAGGGAACAAAAAACAGCCAGGUGGGGGGUCAUUAUGGUGUAGUGUGUCCUCUCACUACGCUAGGCUCACAGCAUCAACCUGAGACCAGAUACAGUUAAUUAUCUACCAGCACGCACACACACACAAAGACAAGGGUGCAUGAACUAACCAGAGUGACAGAAGAACCUUCCAUUGGACAGAAAAGAGACAGUCUAGAUAAAAAAGACAGAUAAAGUUAGGUAGAUCUGAGGCUAGAGACAAGUAAAAGACAGAAACCUGGUCCCAGCACACAGCAUGUGAUUGUGGAUCAGAAAAACAUAUGAGAGGAGCGAAGACUGGAUAUUCUCCUUCUUGACAAGACAGACAAACACCAACAGCAAAAGAAGAACCAAUGAGACCGGCCUCCCUCACACAUGCCCUUCCUCUCUCGCCAACAUCCUCGGUGUCAUCCUGUGGAUCUGCUAGCAGACGGGCAUCACUGGCAUCAUGCCGGCUGCGUUAAAGUCAUCUCUGGAUGGGAGCAUGACAGAUUCAGGGGAGCUGGAGCCGGUGGCAACUCCCUGCUUUGGAAAAGUGCCUCGUGACCUGCUCCAAAACUUUCCUCAUACUAAGCGUGUGGGCAGCUACCUGGUGGGCAAAAUGAUCAACAAGGGCUCAUUCGCCAAGGUUAUGCUGGGCAUGCACAUCAGUACAGGAGAGAAGGUGGCGAUCAAGGUGAUAGAUAAGAAAAAGGCUCGUCAGGAUUCAUACGUUUUGAAAAACAUGAAGCGCGAACCCCGGAUUCACCAGCUGAUCCGCCACCCGAACAUUGUCUUGCUGCUGGAGACGUUGGAGACGGAGAACUGCUACUACAUGGCCAUGGAGCUGUGCGGAGGAGGAGACCUUAUGGAUCGAAUCUGUGAACGCAAACGGCUGGAGGAGAGAGAGGUCCGCAGGUACACCCGCCAGAUACUGUCUGCAGUGGAACACCUGCACCGGCACGGGAUAGUUCACAGGGACUUGAAGAUUGAGAACUUCCUACUGGAUGAGCACAACAACAUUAAGAUAGUAGACUUUGGUCUGAGUAACACUCUGAAGGCAGAUUCUCUCUCUCUGGAGCUGCUGAGCACUCAGUGUGGCAGUCCUGCUUACGCGGCUCCUGAACUGCUGGCCCACAAGAAGUACGGGCCUAAAGUGGACGUGUGGUCUGUGGGUGUGAGCAUGUUUGCCAUGUUGACUGGCACUCUGCCAUUUACGGUGGAGCCCUUCAAUAUUAAGCAGCUUCAUCUGAAAAUGGUGAAUGGAGAAAUCAGUCCGAUACCAUCAGACAUCAGCAAAGCGGCUGUACAGUUUGUCUUGUCUCUGCUGGAGCCAGAACCAGCAAAAAGGCCAACAAUAAAAGCAGCAAUGGAGGAUAAAUGGUUGAAUGAGGGUUAUGCCAAAAGACCCCUUCAUACUCUCACUCAUAAAAACAGGCUGCGUCCUGAGGAUCUGAACACAGCUGUGUUAAACUACAUGACUGAAUCUCUAGGUUACGGUCUAUCUGAUAUCAUCCACACUGUCAUCAGUAACAAGCCGUCAACCAUUUUGGCUUGCUACCAUCUACUGCUGAAAAAACUCACCAGGCAUCAGAAAGUAGUGAGGACCAUGAAGAGAGAAGAGAACAGUGAAUGGAAUCUUCUGAACAAGGGCUUGUCGAGAGGGAGAAGCAACGCGAGUGCAAAGAGUCAGCAGCAGUCUCCUCAGAGUGACACAGCCAAUGAGAGGAGCUCAAGGCAGGCCAGUAAGACCCAGAGGAGCCAAUCACAGGACAGAGAUGCCCAGAGUGGCACGAAAAGGACAGCGCAGUCCACCAGACCAAAGCAGCCAAGCCUAGUGGACAGAGCAGAUUCCCCCUCCUCCCUGCACUUGGAUACAGCUAAUGAGAUUUCCAUACUGGUCGAGACACAAGAUGGGCUGAUUCCUAAGGUCUUAACAUUUGGUGAGAAGGAGAUGCUUUGUGUCUCACCGCCUAAGUGUUCCUGCAGAGAGGGGAGUGGCACCAAACUCUGUGACUCCGCCCCUUGUGAUGCCACUGUAACUAUAGACACCUCUAGAGACUCCCAGACAAUGAAAACAUCAAUCAAACCACAUGAUCUGAGACCGGCUUACUCUGACAAAUAUCAAGUUCUGGAAUAUGAACAUCAGCCUGAUGACAAGUUAGAGAAGUUGCAGACGUUCUACUCCGACAAAGGAGCUUCUCCCAGAACGGGACAGCGCUUUAAGGAUCUAUUACUGGCCAUUGAAGAGAAAACCUACAAUGCUCGCCACCACAGCGCCAUGGAAAGUACAACACAAACCUCCCCUUUACCUCGACUACGUCACACUGGAGCGCUGAAGGAAGCCACGCCUAGAAAAGUCACUUGGGUUGGUCUUACACGCCACACAACGCCUGACACAGGCUCCUCGCCUUUCUUAGUAAAUGGGUCCAAACCGCCAUUGUUUCCAUCUCAGAGACAGCAAGCUCUCGUCAUUAAAAACCUGAGACAUGCAAAGGAGAAGAGGAACACAGGAACGGGAGGGGGAGGAGGGAUCGGUAUCCCCAGUAAUACAGCGAAAAGAAACUCUGUUCAGUUGCGAACAGCUAUACAGCGCAGAGUCACGGACCUCAACUUACCAAUGCUUCCGUCUGCUUUACAAAACAAAUCUGACAAAAAGACAGAAAUACUCAGAAUGGAUUUCGGGUGACAUUUGGGUGAUCAGUAUGCUGGGUUCAGUACAAGUCAGGUUCAGUCGACUGCAUUUGUGGCUUAAUGUCGAUUACCACAAAACAAAUAAUUUUGAUUCAUCCCUCGUUUAAGGCAAGACACUACAGGCAAAACCAUAGCUUUUUACGCACUGGGCAAUUUUGCAUCCCUAACAUGUCAGACUAGUGGAAAGAAAGCAUUCAAAAUACAGUUUAUAUUACUACACUCUGUUUGCAUCUGUAGAUUUCAAUGACAAUACAUAUCUUUUUUUUAUGUUUAUGUGUGCUUUUCUCGCACCCAAAUCACUACAACAGAGUAAAACGACAAGUAAAAUACAAAUGAUACAGUAUAUAAUACAAAAUAAGACAAUAUAAAACAAAUCAAUACCCUAAUCAGCAGCUGUCACUUAAUCAUGGCCGUGUUUAAAGGCCAUUUUCUCAAAGUACGUUUUUUAGUACACAAAACACCUUUUCAGUUGUAUUCCUGUCUAUAUCUCUCUGUUUUUGCAGAGAAGUUUAUUCAUAUGUCAUCUGCCUGCCUGGUUUAUAUAAAAUUGUAUUCCUAAAAACAUGGUAAAAUGUAUUUUUUCUGGCUUUUGACAAUAUUUUGUGAUUGUGAUUUAAAAAAAAAAUAGAUAUCCAAAUCCUUCUCUAUAAAAACGUUUAACUCUAAUAUAGCAACAAAAUGUAACAAGAAUUUCGAACAUGACUUCAGAUUUCUGUUUGAGAAAUGUAAAAUUAGUGCACAUUUAAUUAGAUAAUUUGCAUAUUUUAAACAUAACAUUUCAUAACAAUUUUCUUAAAGUACUGUGAUUAAUAAACGGGUCAUUUCUAUAAGUUCAAAUCUUUACCUUACUCACCUGUAGUGUUUUGUCCUAAAUUCACUUCCACUGUAAGUGCCUCACUCUAAUUUAUUUGUGGUAAUCAACAUUAUGCCAGUUAUUGACAAUACACUAUCUGCUUCAGGAAGAAGAAUGAGAUACGAUAUGUUAUCAUAUUAAAAUCAACAUCUCUUGAUCCCAUUACCUUCCCCCUUGCCCUCCAUUCUCUUUUUCCUGCCCUAAUCCCUUGGUCCCAGGACAAUUUGACUAUACUCUUGAGUUUCUUAAUUGUCUGGUUGGGAUUUGACUGAUGCCUAUUGUAGGUUUUAAGCUGCUAUCAUGUUUCUUGCUUUAUGAAUGAAUGCAUCUCAAUGGCAUCACUCAACUAUGCCAGUCGGUGCCAAAGGAUGAGGAUCCAUAAGCCAGCUUGUGAGGAAUAUGGCUAAUAUAGUUGAAGUAUUAUAUUGGCUUUUUGUUUGAUGCUUACAGUACAAUAAAUUUGGAACUAUUAUUCAGGAAUGUGGCAAUGUAAUUUUGGUACAUCUUUUUUUAUUUUAUUUAGUUUUUACAACUUAUCUUACAAAUAAAUUGACAGGAUACACAA